Culicoides brevitarsis is the source of this 480-nucleotide messenger RNA. RefSeq names its product cuticle protein 8-like. The coding region runs from base 1 to 480 and encodes 159 amino acids. Lineage: Eukaryota; Metazoa; Arthropoda; Insecta; Diptera; Ceratopogonidae. The transcript has 2 exons. The record is from RefSeq and is a predicted model, not a curated record. Gene Ontology annotation, cellular component: extracellular matrix.
AUGGGAGAUAAUGAAGAACAGAAGGGAAUCCUUGUAUGUAAGCGUUCUAAGUACUUCGUAGCAGCCUUAUUCUUCGCCGUAGCCCAAGCUACUCCCAUCGACUAUGGCCAUUAUGGUCUCGGACUUGCUCAUGCUCCCGUCGUUCAUGCCGCUCCCGCUUACCUCCAUGCCCCAAUUGCCAAAGCCGUUGUCCAUGAGCCCGUCGCCUACCCCAAAUACUCCUUCAACUAUGGCAUCAAGGAUCCCCAUACCGGUGACGUCAAAUCCCAAUCCGAAGUCCGUGAUGGCGAUGUUGUCAAGGGACAAUACAGCUUGGUUGAGCCCGACGGUUCCGUCAGAACUGUUGACUACACUGCCGAUGACCACAACGGAUUCAAUGCCGUCGUCCACAAAACUGGCCCAGCUAUCCAUGCUGCCCCAGUCCACAAAGCUGUCGUUGCUGCCCCUCUUGCACACUAUGGUGCCCACUACCUUCAUUAA